AUGAAUCCGCUAUCUGGUCGGUCGUAUGGUUUCAGAUAUGUUACCCUCAUAAACUCGGGUAAAGUGUUGAAUGGACGUUUCGAGUCAGGCAUGGGUAUUGCAAUCCCUGAUGAUCUCCUAAAGGAGUUAGAAGAUUUGAAAUAUCACACGAACGGACCUUGGACGGUGGCUCACACAGCCGAUGAGACUGAGGUAUUCAACGUCACCGUGUGCUAUAUCAGCCAGAAUCUGCCUCACAAGUUCAAUGUUAUCAUGUCUGGGAAGCCCUUGUCAUCGGAACCUAGAUUCUUGACAGAAUUAUCAAGCCUUACAGUCAUAAGAAACGAUACAAGUAUUCUCAGACAACUUGGCGUUGGCGUCUCUCCAGACAACACCACAGGGCGCGGCACCUUAGAUCUCCAAGUUCGCUCAGGACCAAAUCUUUGGAUGGAGCUUGACGGAGAAGUAUCCAUACAGUCUGCGUACCUAGAGCUCUGGGUUAGACUGAUCGAGUUUUCCACUCUUGGUGGCUGGGACCUUGCAGGUAACAUUGUGUACAAGGACAUUACUACUAAUGUCAUUUGGGCAACCCAUCCAGGGCAUGCAGCUAUGUUCCAGAGAAUCCUCCAUGAGACUGGCAAUCUAGCACUAGCUUUGCAAGCAAUUAUGUUCUACAUUUAUUAG
Messenger RNA from Fusarium sp. VM40, 663 nucleotides. Lineage: Eukaryota; Fungi; Ascomycota; Sordariomycetes; Hypocreales; Nectriaceae. The record is from the annotation of a GenBank genome assembly.